Messenger RNA from Syngnathoides biaculeatus (alligator pipefish), 9111 nucleotides. Its product is annotated as protein sidekick-2-like. The record is from RefSeq and is a predicted model, not a curated record. Gene Ontology annotation, molecular function: protein binding. NCBI's taxonomy places the organism in Eukaryota, Metazoa, Chordata, Actinopteri, Syngnathiformes, Syngnathidae.
UUUUUACAAACACUGCGCAAAUUCUUGCUCAUCAGAGGGAGCACUAUAGGAAAUGUUUUUUUUUUUUUUAAAUCAGAAUAUGUAUGGCACAAGAGGGGAAAGUGUGUUUCUACCAGGCCGACAAGGUUUUAAUUGGACCUCUGCAGUCUGACGCACAAGAGCAGCAAGGCAGCAGCACCAGCCAGCAGCAGCAGCAGCCAGCAGCAGCAGCAGCCAGCAGCAGCAGCAGCAGCAGCGGCGGCAGCGCCGGCAAGCGACACAAGCAACCGCAGCAGCCAGGACGCUCGUUUCUCUCUCGGGGAGGGUGCGUGUGUGCGUGCGUGGGCCGCCCCAGAGCAACAUGUUUCCCGCGUGGGGACGCGGAAAGAAGCGCUACGGGGGCUCGACGGUGACGGUGACGGCGGUGGCGGUCCGGGAGCGGCGCCGGACCAUGGCUGCGUCUGCACGGGUCAGGGAGGUGUGGGUCUCCUGUUGGAUUCUGCUCUCGGCGACGUGCUUCUGCGCCCGCGCUCAAGUAGAUGACGUGCCGCCUUAUUUCAAGAUGGAGCCCCCUCAGAUCCAGGUUCACCUGGAGGGCAACCGCCUCGUCCUCACCUGCAUGGCGGAGGGAAGCUGGCCUCUGGAGUUCAAGUGGAUCUACAACGGCAGCGAGCUCACGCGCUUUUCCUUGGAAUACAGGUAUCUCAUCCCCUCGCUGGACCGGUCCCACGCCGGCCACUACCGCUGCAUCGUGCGCAAUCGAGUCGGGGCCAUCAUGCAGUGCAGCACGGAAGUGAAGGUCGCCUACAUGAGCGGCUUCGUGGAGGGCGAGCGCUCGCAGAGGGUGUCGCAGGGCGACGGCGCCCUCAUCCGCGCGCCGGGCAUCCACAGCUUCCCCAAGCCGCAGAUCACGUGGUUCCGCGACGGACGCAAGAUCCCCUCCAGCGGACGCAUCGCCAUCACCCUGGACAACACCCUGGUCAUCCUGUCCACCGUGGCGCCCGACGCCGGCCGCUACUACGCGCAGGCCGUCAACGACAAAAACGGCGAGAACAAAACCAGCCAGCCGGUCACGCUCGCCGUGGAGAACGUGGGAGGACCGGCGGACCCCGUGGCCCCCUCCAUCAUCGUCCCCCCGAAGAACACCAGCGUGACCGUCGGACGGAACGAGGCCAUCUUGGAGUGCGUCGCCAACGCCAGGCCGCUGGUCAAGAUGAGCAUCGCGUGGAGGAAAGACGGCGCGGCCGUCCGCGCCGGGAUCCGAGACUUCGGCCGCCGACUGGUCAUCAGUCAGCCGACGCUCGCCGACGGCGGCUACUACGAGUGCGAGGCGGCACUCCGCGGCAGCGCCGUGCCGCCGGUCACGGCCGGCGCCUUCCUGCACGUGCUCGAAUACCCGCUGUUUGUGAAAGAGCCGCCCAUCCACAUCACCGCCGAGAUGGAGAAGGUGGUGGACAUCCCGUGUCAGGCUCGAGGGACGCCCCAGCCAGACAUCGUGUGGUACAAGGACGCGGCGGCCAUCAGCACGGUGAAGAUCCCGAGGUACAAGAUCGUGGCGGGAGGCAGCCUGCAGAUCAACGGCCUCCUGCCCGACGACACGGGAAUGUUCCAGUGCUUCGCCCGCAAUCUGGCCGGAGAGAUCCAGACCAACACCUACCUGGCCGUCACCAGCAUCGCCCCCAACAUCACCGCCGGCCCCGCUGACAGUGCCGUGAUUGACAGCAUGUCAGUCAUCCUGCACUGCGAGACGUCUGGAGCGCCGCGGCCAGCCAUCACCUGGCAGAAAGGCGAGCGCGUCCUGGCCAGCGGCUCGGUUCAGCUGCCCAGGUUCACCCUGCUGGAAUCGGGCAGCCUGCUCAUCAGCCCGUCCCACCUGUCGGACGCGGGGACGUACACCUGCAUGGCCAGCAACUCCAGGGGCAUCGACGAAGCCUCCGCCGACCUGGUGGUGUGGGCGCGCACCCGCAUCAGCAAGCCGCCGCAGGACCAGAGCGUCAUCAAGGGCACCAAAGCGGUCAUGGCCUGCGGCGUGACCCACGACCCCAGCGUCGGCAUCAGCUACGUGUGGGAGAAAAGCGGCUCGGCGCUGGACGUGAACGCGUCGCCCCGCCUGCGACUGGACGCCGAGGGCACCCUGCACAUCUCCCAGACGUGGUCCGGCGACAUCGGCACGUACACCUGCCGCGUCACCUCCGUGGGCGGCAACGACUCUCGCAGCGCCCACCUCCGAGUCAGGCAACUCCCUCACGCGCCCGAGAACCCCGUGGCGACGCUGAGCAGGACGGAGAAGCGCGCCAUCAACCUGACGUGGGCGCAGGCCUUCGACGGCAACAGCCCGCUCAUCCGCUACAUCCUGGAAGUGUCCGAGAACAACGCUCCGUGGACGGUGCUCCUUGCCAACAUCGAGCCGGAGUCCAACGGGGUGGCGGUGGGCGGCCUCAUCCCGGCGCGCUCCUACCAGUUCCGCCUGUGCGCCGUCAACGACGUCGGCCGAGGGCAGUUCAGCAAAGAGAGCGAGCGCCUAACGCUUCCCGAGGAGCCCCCCAGCGCGGCCCCCCAGACGGUGAUGGCCAGCGGCCGCACCAACCAGUCCAUUAUGAUCCAAUGGCAGCCGCCCCCCGAGAGCCACCAGAACGGCCCCCUCCAGGGUUACGUCAUCAGGUACUGUUUGUCCGGGCUUCCGGUGGACUGUCAGAUCCGCAACAUCACCAGCCCGGAUCAGAGCAGCCUGCUGCUGGAGGACCUCAUCAUAUGGACCAACUACGAGAUCGAGGUGGCCGCCUACAACGGGGCCGGCAGGGGCGUCUACAGCCACAAGGUGACCGAGUGGACCCUGCAAGGAGUGCCCACGGUGCCGCCGGGAAACGUCCAAGCCGAGCCGGUCAACUCCACCGCCGUGCGCUUCACCUGGAGCGCCCCCAGCCCGCAGUUCAUCAACGGAAUCAACCAGGGCUACAAGCUGCUGGCGUGGGAGCCCGGGCGGGCCGGCGAGGUCGCCGUGGUGACGGCGCGGCCCAACUUCCAGGACAGCGUCCACGUGGGCUACAUCUCGGGCCUGAAGAAGUUCACCGAGUACUACGCGUCGGUGCUGUGCUUCACCACGCCGGGCGACGGCCCGCGCAGCCCCCCUCAGCGACUGCGCACCCACGAGGACACCCCCGGUGCCGUGGGACACCUCAGCUUCACCGACAUUUUGGACACCUCCCUAAAAGUCAGCUGGAAGGAGCCUCGGGAGAAAAACGGUCUUCUCACCGGCUAUCGCAUCUCGUGGGAGGAGUUCAACCGCACCAACACGCGGGUGACGCACUACUUGCCCAACCUGACGCAGGAGUACAAGGUGACGGGCCUGACGGCGCUCACCACCUACACCAUCCAGGUGGCGGCCAUGACCGCCAAGGGACAAGGCCAGCUGUCCGCCUCCACCAUCUCCUCGGGCGUCCCGCCAGAGCUGCCCGGCCCCCCGACCAACUUGGCCAUCUCCAACGUGGGCGCUCGCUCCAUCAGCCUGCAGUUCAAGCCCGGCUACGACGGCAAGACGUCCAUUUCCCGCUGGCAGGUGGAAGCGCAGAUCGGCAUCAUCGGGGAGAACGAGGAUUGGCUGAUGGUUCACGAGCUGGCGAACGAGCCCGACGCCCGAGCAAUGGAGGUCCUGGAAUUGAACCCUUACACAUUCUACAGGUUUCGAAUGCGGCAGGUGAACAUCGUGGGCACCAGCCCCCCCAGUCAACCUUCUCGAAAAAUCCAGACCCUUCAGGCCCCUCCGGACGUCCCCCCCGCCAACGUCACCCUCCGCACGGCCAGCGAGACCAGCCUGUGGCUCCGCUGGGUGCCGCUUCCUGAGUGGGAGUACAACGGAAAUCCCGAUCUGGUCGGCUACCGCAUCCAGUACUCCAAAUCCGCCUCCAAGGGAGGCGUUCUCUCGCACGUCAUCAUGGACCGGCUGGAGCGGGAGUUCACCAUCGAAGACCUGGAGGAGUGGACCGAGUACGAGGUGCGGCUCCAAGCCGUCAACGGGAUCGGGUCCGGGCCCUGGAGCCAGCCGGUCCACGGGAGAACCAGAGAGUCCGUGCCUUCCUGUGGGCCCACCAACGUGUCAGCCUUUGCCACCACCUCCAGCAGGAUCCUGGUGCGCUGGGGCCAAGUCCCGGAGACGGACCGGAACGGACUCAUCCUGGGAUACAAGGUCAUCUACAAAGAGAAGGACUCGGACUCGGCCCCGAGUUUCUGGGCGGUGGAGGGCAACACGAGCCACAGUGUCCUGCUGACGGGCCUGGGCAAGUACGUCCUCUACGAGAUUCGGGUUCUCGCCUUCACCCGCAUCGGCGACGGGAGGAGCAGUGCGCCGUCCAUCUUGGAAAGGACCCUGGAUGAUGUGCCAGGCCCUCCAGUUGGCAUCCUGUUCCCUGAAGUGAGAACCACCUCCGUCAGGCUCAUCUGGCAACCCCCGUCCCAACCCAACGGCAUCAUCCUGGCCUAUCAGAUCACGCACAGGAGAAACUCGUCCAGCGGCAGCGCCGCCACCGUCGACGUCCUGAGCCCCAGCGCGCGGCAGUACACGGCGACGUCGCUCAAGCCCGAAACGGUGUACGUCUUUCGCCUCAGCGCGCAAACGCGCAAGGGUUGGGGCGAGGCCGCCGAGGCCUUGGUGGUUACGACGGAAAAGCGAGUCCGACCUCAACCCACCGGCCGGCCCGUCGCGCCUCAGCAGGAAGUCCGGGCUCGCCGGGUGCUGCUGUCGUGGGAACCGGGCAGCGACGGCCUCUCUCCGGUCCGCUACUACACGCUGCAGUACCGAGAGCUCCCCGACAGCAACUGGACCAUCCACUCGACGUCGGUCAGCCACGAGAUCAACUCCUACUCGGUGGACAGGUUGAAGCCCUUCACGUCGUACCAGUUCCGCGUGAAGGCCACGAACGACAUCGGCGACAGCGAAUACAGUCAGGAGAGCGAGGCCGUCACCACGCUGCAAGACGCCCCGGACAAGGCCCCCACCAUUCUGUCGGUGACGCCGCACACCACCACGUCGGUGCUGGUCCGCUGGCAGUCUCCCUCUGAGGAUCACAUCAAUGGCGUCCUGCUGGGCUUCAGGGUCCGCUACAGAGAGUUGUACUACGACCGGCUGCGCAGCUUCACGGUGCACCCGGUGAACAGUCCCUCCCCGAGCUGGGCCGACCUCACCGCUCCUUACAGCAUGAGGAACUUGAGCGAAUCCUCCCUCACCCAGUAUGAACUUGACAAUUUGAGUAAACACAAGCGCUACGAGAUCCGACUGAGCGUGUACAACGCGGUUGGGGAGGGUCCGAGCAGCGCGCCGCAGGAGGUCUUUGUGGGCGAGGCAGUCCCGACGGCGCCGCCCCAGAACGUCGUGGUCCAGUCCUCCACCGCCACCCAGCUGGACGUCUCUUGGGACCCCCCGCCGGCCGACGCGCAGAACGGCGACAUUCAGGGUUACAAGAUUUACUUCUGGGAGUUCCAGCUGCAGAACGAGACGGAGCGCCUGCGGACGCUGUUCCUGCCGGAGUUGGGCGUGAAGCUGAAGAACCUGACGGGCUACACCACCUACAUGAUCAGCGUGGCCGCCUUCAACGCGGCGGGCGACGGGCCCCGAUCGCCGCCCGCCAGAGGACGCACUCAGCAAGCAGCCCCCAGCGCUCCCGGCUUCAUCCACUUCGGCGAGCUGACCACCACUUCCGUCAACGUGUCGUGGGGCGAGCCCAAGCGGGCCAACGGCAUCGUGGAGGGCUACCGACUGGUUUACGAGCCGUGCACGCCGGUCGACGGUGUCAGUAAGAUAGUGACAGUGGACGUGAAAGGCAGCGCCCCCCUGUGGAUGAAAAUCAAGGACCUGGCCGACGGCGUGACCUACAACUUCCGCAUCCGCGCCAAAACGCUCACCUACGGGCCCGAGGUGGAGGCCAACAUCACCACGGGGCCCGGAGAAGGAGCGCCGGGCCCUCCGGGAGAGCCCUUCAUUUCUCGCUACGGUUCCGCCCUGACGCUGCACUGGACCAGCGGCGACCAAGGCCGCGCGCCCAUCACGCGAUACGUCAUCGAAGCGAGGCCGUCUGAUGAGGGCUUGUGGGACAUCUUCAUCAAAGACAUCCCCAAAGAGGUCACGUCCUACACGCUCAACCUGGACAUGCUGCGCGAGGGCGUCACGUACGACUUCCGCGUCAUCGCCGUCAACGACUACGGCUACGGCUCGCCCAGCCUGCCCUCGCCUUCCAUAUCAGCCCAGAAAGUGUCGCCGUUCUACGAAGAGUGGUGGUUCCUGGUGGUCAUCGCGCUGGUGGGCCUCAUCUUCAUCUUGCUGCUGAUUUUUGUCCUCAUCAUCCGCGGACAGAGUAAAAAAUACACCAAAAAGACUGAUUCAGGCAACCACUCCAACUGCACGGCGCUGCCGCUGACCCACGGCGAGAUGGUGCGCCUGGACGAGGGACGCUUCCCCUCGCUGGAGCUCAACAACAGGCGCCUCUCGGUGAAGAACUCCUUUUGUCGCAAGAACGGCAUCUACACACGGUCGCCGCCUCGGCCCAGUCCCGGAAGUCUGCACUACUCCGACGAGGACGUGAGCACCAAAUACAACGACUUAAUUCCGGCGGAGAGCAGCAGCCUGACGGAGAAGCCCUCCGAGAUCUCAGAUUCUCAGGGCAGCGACAGCGAGUACGAGAUGGACCAGAGCCGUCAGAAAACGCACUCCUUCGUCAGCCACUACAUCAGCGACCCCACCUACUACAACUCGUGGCGGCGGCAGCCCAAGGGGGUCUCCCGGCCGCCGGCGUACGGCUACGCGCAGCCCGAGCCCCUCGCGGAGCAGGAGUCUCGACCGCACCCGCCCCCCGUUCCCCCGCUGCCCCCUCUGCCGCCGCUGGUCCCGCAGAACGCGCCGUCCCCGCAGCCCCAAGCUCAGGGCCAGGGCGCCCCGUUCAGGCCCAAAGGAAGCCGGACCCACCCCGUCCCUGCUGUCGUCGGAACCCCCCGGCCAGCACGGCGCCCUCUACCGGCCCCCCAGCAGCCUGGGCUGCGCCGCCGCUCCGCCGCCCGCCGCGGGCUUCUCCUCCUUUGUUUGACGCGCUGGUUCAAAUCGACGCCCCCCCCCCCCCCCCCUCGACGACUUUCUUGUUGUUUUCAAUAUUCCGCAACCGCGGCGUCCUCCUCCUCUUCCUCCGCCGAGUGUGCGCGCGUUCAUCGAUGUGACGUUUAUUUAAUGAAAAAGACAAUCAUUUCCAGGGUUUAUUUGUCACGCCAGUCGAACGCUCUGUUAUUGUUUCACAUGAGAGCUUUACAGGUGAGGCCACGCGCUCGAAUGGAUGUCCAAAAAAAAAACAAAAACAACAACAACAAAUGACUGAAAAACAAAGACUGAAACAGAAGCAGCGACGGCGACUGCGGCUCGCUCGACUGCCUUCUCCUUUCCCUCACCCGGCCUGAUCGUUGUGUUUCCGAUAUGUACUCGUCUCAUAUUGUUUCCCGGCUAUUUAUAUGAAUACGCUUCAAGCUGACUAGUCCCGUUCAAGCUCCGUGGCACCUUUUGCAGGGGGGCGGGGGGUGGGGGGGUGAUGUGUCGAUUGGUGUGCUGCUGCAGUAGAUAGCUGUACGAUAUACUUUUUUUUUUUUUGAAUGAAAUAUGCGUCUUUUUUUGCUGUGAACUUGACCGAAAGAGCAAAAGCACAAGUGACGGCGGAUCGGACGAUGUUGCAAAAUUGCGGCUGCUGUUGUCGGAGGACUGCUGGGAAAAUUUAGUACGAUGUGGUACAAAAACGUUGGAUGGAGGAAAAAAAAAAAAAAAAAUCACUGCGCCUGGACUACUCGAAACGGCAUGCUGCAUAAAAUACAAACGUAAAGGGCAGCAUGCUGACUUGGUGGCUCGCAUGUCCGCCUCGCAUUUCUCAUGUCUGAGGUUCCAAUCUCGGCCCUCCCUGAUCGGAACUUUGCAUCCUUCAGGCCGCUUCUCGCCCAUAGUCAAGUGGAAUUCAAAACCCUACAAAUUUGCUAUAAAAAUGCUUUUUUUGCCCCCUCAAAUGGUGAACGCAUAUACAAUUUGAAAUGCAGUAUGGAAGUAAAUGUGUGCCACCAGGAUUUAAAUUUGAAAUAUAAAGUGAUCAUUUUCAAUAGCUGCUGCAAUUCGCUGUGUAAAAUUCGCUGUCUAAAAUUCACCGUCUGUGCCAGCAGGCAGAACAGCCAGCCAAUCACAGUUACGCUUUAUUAGUCACGUGACGUCACAUACUAAGAAAGCGUGACUUGAUUGGCUGGCUGAUCGGUUCUGACCUGAAGUAACCCUGCCUGGUGGCACGGACGGUGAAUUUGAGACAGCGAAUUGUAGCCGGUUGAAUUGUCAACAUUGAAAAGUUACACUGAAAUACAACAAUUGAAAAUGUGAUCACUUUACAUUUCAAAUUCAAAUCCUGUUUUAUGUGGCAUUUCAAUUUGAAAUCCUGUGGCAAUCAUCUACUUCCAUACGCAGAGCCUCAUUUUGCAAAAAAAAAAUAGUUCCAUGAAAAAGAAAAAAAACAACACAAUUGGAUACUGUUCAAGGUGCAUCUGCAAUUCAUUACAGCGUUAUUACUAGAACUACUCUUGUUCAUCGUAAAGCAAUUAUGGAUUUACAUAAUCCCUCCGAAUGUCCCGAACUCCUGUUUCCAUGCUAGUGUUGACAUCCUGAGGCUGCAUUAUCAGCGGCGCCUCCGCUCGUUGCAACCAAGUAGCGCGCUCAAUCGUCGGGUCUCAGCGAUGGAUGAAACUGUCAUGGCCGCCCCUUGAUGAAAAGAUUGCACGUGCGGUUAGUAAAGCUGUUUCGGAACCAGAAAAAGAUGGUUUCAUCGGACGUUAAGGGAGGGUUUUUUUUUUCCAUUUGUACAAAAUUAACUACAUUCCUACGAGAACUGGCGAGGCAGAUUAUAUCAUGUGUUCGUAAAAAUAAGGUUACGAAAAAAAAGAAAAGAUGUUCAUGUAUGCUUCCGCAUUUUCUACAUCGCAUCACGAGGACUCGGCAGUCCCGCUGUACAGUUGUAAGAUUUUCCUCCUCGUGUAAUCUGCAAAAGUCAUUCUGAUGUGAACGCCACCGCUGUAUACGUCGCCAGACAUUACGGAUCGAUUGUGACAGCCCCCGUGAAAAUAAAUUAUUUUAUUUUU